Molecule: messenger RNA, 1396 nt
Organism: Ascochyta rabiei
Lineage: Eukaryota; Fungi; Ascomycota; Dothideomycetes; Pleosporales; Didymellaceae
Product: Ornithine decarboxylase
Exons: 1
Coding region: 278-1396 (372 amino acids)
Cellular component (GO): cytoplasm
Molecular function (GO): ornithine decarboxylase activity
Source: RefSeq, a predicted model, not a curated record
AUGGCACCUUCUGCUCUUACGCCCCCUCCAGAGGAAUACAACAUCUCGUUGAAUCACAAAUCGUACUUCAACGACUGUUCCCCUGGCAGCGUCGACAACCAUGGCGUGGGAAAAGCCAAGCAGCUCAUUGGCGCAGCUUUGAAGAACCGUGUCGAGGCUAUCGAUCACGAUGUCUGUGAUGUCGGCGACGAGGACACUUUCUUCGUCGCCGAUCUGGGCGAGGUCUACCGCCAGCACCUGCGGUGGAAGAAGAACCUGGCUCGUGUCAAGCCACACUAUGGUGAGCCGCAGCCCAUCGCCCCUACAGUACCUUGUCUUUACUAACAUGCGACCAGCCGUCAAGUGCAACCCGGACCCGCAAGUCUUGCGCCUCAUGACGGAGCUUGGGCUCGGCUUCGACUGCGCCUCCAAGAACGAGAUCGAGACAGUCCUCAACAUUGGCGUCGACCCCUCUCGCAUCAUUUACGCGCAGCCCUGCAAGACCAAGUCGUACGUCCGCUACGCCGCCAAUGCUGGUGUCAAGCAAAUGACCUUUGACAAUGCCGACGAGCUCUACAAGACCAAGCAGCUCUUCCCUGGUGCUGAGCUGUAUCUGCGCAUCAUCACCGACGACACGGCCAGUCUGUGCCGUCUGAGCCAGAAGUUCGGUGCUGCCAUGGAUCAGACCAGCGAGUUGCUAGAGCUUGCGAAAAAGCUGGAGCUCAAUGUUGUGGGCGUAGCUUUCCACGUGGGCUCCGGCGCAUCCGACCCCAAGGCCUUCAUCAAGGCCGUGCAGGACGCUCGUUUUGUCUUCGACCAAGCGGCUGCCCUUGGCUUCAACAUGCAUACUUUGGACGUUGGCGGUGGCUUCACUGGCGAUGCCACUUUCGAGCCCAUGGCUGCGGUUUUGUCUGCCUCCUUGGACGAGUACUUUCCGCCCCACAUUCGCGUCAUCGGCGAGCCUGGACGUUACUACGUCUCCACGGCCUUCACCAUCGCCUGCCACGUCAUUGCCCGUCGCACUGUCACCGACGCUACUCUGGGCACGACCAACUACAUGUUGUACCUGAACGACGGCGUCUACGGCAACUUCUCGAGCAUCAUCUUUGACCACCAGCACCCUGUCGCAAGGGUCCUCAAGUCAGGCAACGAUGUCUUGUACGACGCGCGCCGCUCGGGCUACGACACGCCGUCCCAAGUCGAGUACUCGAUUUGGGGCCCAACCUGCGACGGCAUUGACAUCAUCUCCUCGUCCAGCACCUUCCCCGAGCUCCUGGACGUCGGCGAUUGGCUGUACUUUGAGGACAUGGGUGCGUACACCAAGUGCUCUGCCACCCGCUUCAACGGCUUCACCGACAGCCACGAUGUUGUGUACGUAUGCAGCGAGCCGGGCGCCCAGGCUCUCAUGGGUCUUUGA